This is a messenger RNA of Kalmanozyma brasiliensis GHG001, 366 nucleotides long. RefSeq lists its product as uncharacterized. The record is from RefSeq and is a predicted model, not a curated record. The transcript has a single exon. Lineage: Eukaryota; Fungi; Basidiomycota; Ustilaginomycetes; Ustilaginales. The coding region runs from base 1 to 366 and encodes 121 amino acids.
AUGCGAUCGACACAAUUCGCACUCGCGCUCGUCGCGCUCAUUCUCUCGUUCGUCACUCUCGCAUCAGCACAGGCCGCCGCCGGUGGUGGUGCCGGUGUCUUGACCACAUACACGGGUGUUCAGAUCAUCUCGGGAUACACACCACCGCCCUCGACACAGUUGCCAGCUCCUCAGGUCUCGCGUGGCACCAUCUUGACCACCAUCCCUGGCUACGGUAACGGCUCCAACGCGGCACAGAACCAGGGCUCGUCAGGCUCGUCCAGCGGUGCCAUGUCGCUGCUCGACUCGAGGAGUUUCCUGUCGCGUGUCGCUGGCAGUGCCACGGUCAUGGGUGUUGCUGUCGUCGCUGGCGCUAUGCUUCUUUAA